Messenger RNA from Antechinus flavipes (yellow-footed antechinus), 2368 nucleotides. RefSeq names its product fibrous sheath interacting protein 2 (gene FSIP2). The record is from RefSeq and is a predicted model, not a curated record. The transcript has 15 exons. The annotation marks the transcript as partial. NCBI's taxonomy places the organism in Eukaryota, Metazoa, Chordata, Mammalia, Dasyuromorphia, Dasyuridae.
CUCUCCGCACAAAGAUUGAUUCUCCCUCUAGAACGUGAGGGGACAAAUGCGUGCCCUCUGCUUGGCAACGCGUGUGUGGAACGUGUGCGCAUUAGGGACAGAACGGUUGUCAAGGCAGCGAGUGGGCUUCGAAGUCUGUGGCUGGGGUCGGGAGGAGAGGAGGGUCGGGAGAGAGCGGAGGGAAGAGGGAGUGGCCCCGGACGCCAGGGAGUCAGGAAGAAGGAGGAACCAGGAAUAGAGGUCCAGGGAGAGGCAGAAAAGGCGGCGACGGAGGAGGACGCUGAGGUGGAGGCAGGGGCAGAGAAAGAAGCGGAGACAUUCCGCCCGCCCCCAGGUCCCGUCCUAGGGAGCCAUGGAGUUCUAUCUGAGCGCCUGUUCCAAGGCUGCAGAUGCCGCCGCCACCAAGACUGCCGCCAGCCACUUGGUGGCGGAGAGUGAGCAGUGCGGCGAGGGCCCCCACAAAAUGCAGUUUCCAGGAGUAGGAGCUGCUCAACUGCUGGAUCUACCUCUUGGCGUCAAGCUGCCUUUGAUCCCAGGAAGUAAUACUUUAUUCUACACCACAAAUUUAAGUGAAAAGCUUUUUCAGCCCUCUUACGGUUUUAACCUAAAUGAUCCUUAUGGUCGGCUACUAGAAACCAGAUACAAAAGCCUGCAUGAUCCUCAUUUAAGUGGCUAUUACAAACGCAAAGAUAUCUUGAAACGAUUGAAAAAAGGAGGUUACAUCACCAGCAAUAACAAAAAAAUGCUUGAAAAGCAAGUCACCAAACUCCAGGAACACAAUCAAAUCCCAGACAGCAGAGACGCUGCCCAAUUCAGAGAAUGGCUGUUACAAGAAGGCACACAGUCUAUUCAGGACCAAGAGCGCUUAAUAAGACACAGAUAUUUAGAUAUGAUAAGCAGAGAGCUGGAGAAGCUUGAGCGGUCUGCUGAAGAACGGCAUCUCAUCCGGAUGAACGAGGAAGAGAAAAGACAGAGGGAACACACGAGGAGAAAACUUAGUCUUCGGAGGAAGAUUGAAGAGGAAUGGAAAACAAAGGAGAUGCUACUUCUUACCAGAAUUGGAGAAGAAGUUAAAAGAGAAGCUCGGGUGGAGGAACAACGAAGAAAAAGUCGAGAAGAGAGUGACAGGAAGAAACAAGCUCUUCUUGAGAAAAAAAUGGCCUUUCAUUUGCGGAAAAUGCAAGAGAGCGGUAGCUUUAAAAAAGAAGAAACUGAGAAAACACCUUCAGUGGAGUAUAAAGGAGGAGAUGGGACAUACUUUGAAAGUGAUGAAAUUAGAAGACAAGUUAUUUCACCAAAGAAGAAAAAGAAAAAGAGUGAAGACCCCAAACCUCCUGAACCGAAACCAUCUCGAGGAUUUAAAAGAAAUACAACACUCUCUAUCCGACCUUCUCACAGUAGUACAAAGAGUGGGACCAAGAAGUCAGUCUCGUCCAUGUAUUCACAGGGUGAAUCGAAUAACCCCAAUAACCCCACUACUACUGACAGCAGGCGUGAUGGAGGUGUGUCUAAAAAAUUAAGUGGAAUGGAAACUGGAGUUUCAAAUAACCCCAUUAAGAAUCCCAUCAAGUCUUCACCAUCCUUAGCACCAGGUCCUCCUCCUCCUCCUCCAAAGGAAGAAAUGUAUAAUUAUAAUCCAUUUGCUCCAGAGCCAAAGAGAUCAUCCAAGAGAGAGCUCCCUGCCACCAUAUAUCAGAGACCAUCCAACAAGAAGCCAAGCUGUCCUUUUGGAAUAGGGCCAGCAACCCAUGGAGCCUUCCUUUCUCAAGUUCUCUCAAAUACACAACAUCAUCUCCUGCAGAAUGGCCUACAAGAAAAAAUAUCUGCUGAAGAAUUAAAUGCCAUACUUCAGAAUGUAAUGACCUGGGUUGUGGCGACAGUGACCAGUAUUUUAUAUCCAGCCAUCACAAUGUAUGAAGAAAGGUUGCGUACAAAUAUAUAUCCUCUGUCUGAUGAUUCGGUUCUCUCAUCGGGUAGCUCAAGUUUCUGUAGUACUUGCAGUGACGAUUUUGCAUACAGAGCUUAUUCUGCAGCCACAGCUAAAAAAUACAGCUGUACAGAUCUCACCUCAAAGCCAGUAAACUUACCUCCAGUGCCAGAAGGGCAACCCAUGGCCAAACAAAUGUCAAGAGCUACCCAAAUUGAAACCACCAUCUUAAAAGGAACAUAUGCCAGCAAGAAGGGACAGACAGUAACUCAAUUUAAGAUGGGAAUGAGCUAUGAUAUUCCCAGGGUAAGGAGCUGUAAGUCUGACAGUCACCUUUUAACUACAGUUGAAAUAUGUGGAAAGAAAGAUGCUACUACAGAAACAGAAGAAUUACCUACUGAAUCCCCAGAAGAAAAAGAAAAACAAAAAGAAAAAGAAAAA